Molecule: messenger RNA, 279 nt
Organism: Mycotypha africana
Lineage: Eukaryota; Fungi; Mucoromycota; Mucoromycetes; Mucorales; Mycotyphaceae
Exons: 2
Coding region: 1-279 (92 amino acids)
Source: RefSeq, a predicted model, not a curated record
AUGAAUUACCAUCGACAGCAGCAGCAACAGCCAUAUUACGCUAGUGCUGGUCCACCACAGCAGCCGUACUAUCCUCCGCCUCCUCAUUCAUCACAACCCUAUUACAGUCAAACUGCAGCCAGCCCUUAUGGUCAAAACCAAGGCUAUUACCAGCCUCAACAACCAAUGUAUGUGAAUCCUCCUAUGACAAUGCAACCACAGGGAAGCGGUGCUGGUGGUGCAGCUGGCACUUGUAUGGCAUGGUACGUUACACGAUCCAUAAAAGAAGGCCGGGGAUAG